AUGGAGCUCGGGUGCUCGGUGAUCUCGCCGCUGGCCCCGCAUAAGCACACCCACACCGUGAUAUUCUUGCACGGCCGCGGCGACACCUCGCGGAACAUGGCCGACGCCCUGCUGUCGCGGUGGACGAGGAAUUCGCGCGGCCGCUCGCUGGUAGAUGAGUUUCCGUCGGUGCGCUGGGUCUUUCCGGAAGCCGAGCCCCGUCUCGCCGAAAACCUUGGCGAGGUAUGGCCGCAGUGGUUCGACGUGUCCAACAUGUUGGACCUGACCGACGCCGAGGAGAUGCAAGUCUUCGGCUUACGCGGCAGCGUCGCCAGCAUCCGGCGGAUCGUGCGGCGCGAGGCCCGCACUGUUGGCGGCAUGGACCACGUUGUGCUAGCGGGCGUUAGCCAAGGCGGCGCUACAGUGUUCCAUACUUUACUACAUCUUGACGACGGCGGCGGCUCCGAGAGUGCCGACGGUGAGCUUAUGGCGUUGGAGGAGAAAGGAGAGGAAGAGGUACCGAAAUCGGAGUCCCGACUCUGCGGCAUCAUGGGUUUCUCAUGCUGGCUACCGUUUCCGGGCGGGUCGUUAGAGGAAACCCGCGAGGUGCUAGGGAUGGAGGACGGGUGGCCUAAAACGGAUACCGUGGUGCGAAAUACGCCUGCAUUCCUAGGCCACUGCGCCGACGACUCGCUUGUCUUUGUCGAGUACGGGCGGCAGUUGAGGACUGGACUUAAGAGUUUCGGUAUGAAUGUCGAGUGGCAUGAAUAUGAGGACGGGGGGCAUUGGAUUAAUGCUCCGAAGGGUGUGGAUGAUGCGGUGGAAUUCCUCAAGGCGCAAGGGAUACCACUGGCGGAGUUAGAGGAGGAUAAAUAG
Messenger RNA from Daldinia childiae, 855 nucleotides. RefSeq lists its product as uncharacterized. The record is from RefSeq and is a predicted model, not a curated record. Gene Ontology annotation, biological process: protein depalmitoylation. Gene Ontology annotation, molecular function: carboxylic ester hydrolase activity; palmitoyl-(protein) hydrolase activity. Gene Ontology annotation, cellular component: cytoplasm. NCBI's taxonomy places the organism in Eukaryota, Fungi, Ascomycota, Sordariomycetes, Xylariales, Hypoxylaceae. The transcript has 2 exons. The coding region runs from base 1 to 855 and encodes 284 amino acids.